GAGUGGGCGGGAAGAAGCCCGUCUUCCUCCCUCCGCCUUCCUCCUCCUCCUCCUUCUGAGGUAACUUUUCCGAGGCGAGGCGAUUGGAAAGCCGUUGCGAGACGGCCUCUGAGGGGAAAAGAAGAACGAGAAGACGCUCCUGAGGGGAACAGGGCUCCCUUCUCUCCCCUCAUCGCCUCGGACUUGGCUCUCUUCCUUCCCACAGCCGCCCUUUUCUCCUCCUUCGUGUCUAUAUUAUCCGGGAAGGACUCUUUCCUCACAGAAACCGGGGAGAAGGAAGGAAGGAAGGAGGAGAGCAGACUCGCUCAAACUUUGAGGCGAUUUGGAGAAGCCAUAAAGCCACACUUGGGGAGAAGAUCCUGAAAGAAGAAAGCUCCUUGGCAGCCAUGGGCCUCCUCUCAUGAAGGCCACACUUGAGGAGCAGAUCCUGAAGGAAGAAGGCCCCUUGGCAGGCAUGAGCCUCCUCGCAUGAUUGCCAUCUGAAGCUUUCCCUCAGCUCAAACUUUGCUCUCUCCUGAGGUGUUUCGGAGAAGCCACAAAAGCCACACUUUGGGGAGAAGAUCCAGAUGGAAGAAGGCGACUUGGCAGCCAUGGGCCUCCUCUCAUGAAGGCCACACUUGAGGAGAAGAUCCUGAAGUAAGAAGGCGCCUUGAAAGCAAUGGGCCUCCUCGCAUGAUUGCCAUCGGAAGCUCUCCCUCAGCCACAGAGCAGACUUGCUCAAACUUUGCUCUCUCCUGAGGUGUUUUAGAGAAGCCACAAAAGCCACACUUCGGGGAGAAGAUCCAGAUGGAAGAAGGCUCCUUGGCAGCCAUGGGCCUCCUCUCAUGAGUACCAUCCGAAGCUCUCCCUCAGCCACAGAGCAGACUUGCUCAAACUUUGCUCCCGCCUGAGGUAUUUCGGAAAAGCCACACUUUGGGGAGAAGAUCCAGAAGGAAGAAGGCGACUUGGCAGCCAUGGGCCUCCUCUCAUGAAGGCCACACUUGAGAAGAUCCAGAAGGAAGAAGGCGACUUGGCAGGCAUGGGUCUCCUCUCAUGAGUGCCAUCGGAAGCUCUCCCUCAGCCACAGAGCAGACUUGCUCAAACUUUGCUCUCGCCUGAAGUGUUUUGGAGAAGCCACAAAAGCCACACUUGGGGAGAAGAUCCAGAUGGAAGAAGGCGCCUUGGCAGCAAUGGACCUCCUCUCAUGAAGGCCCCGCUUUCCAUUGGAGGCUCAGUCAGAAGAGGCAGGUGCCCAAGCCACCUUCAAAUCCAUUGCCACCCUCGAUUGCAGAAUGAAGAAGAGAUCAAGAGACAUUAUGGAGCUGACCCCAACCACUGAUUAGGACACUUGGAGGCAGCUGGCGAUCCCAUAUGCCUUCUAGGACCUUCUUGCUCUCAACUGAUUUCUGGAGUCUAUCCCUGGUGGUCCCAGCAAGAAGUGGGAAGAAGCCAUCCUCAGUCAGAAGAGGCAAGUGCCCAAGCCACUCUCAGAUCCAUUGCAGAAUGAGGAAGAGAUCAAGAGACAAUAUGGAGCCGACCCCAACCACUGAUUAGGACACCAGGUGCCUGGAGGCAGCUGCCUAUACCUCUCCUGGGACCUCCUUGCUUUCAACCCUUCUUUCUUGGAGUCUAUCCCUGGUGGUCCCAGCAAGACGUUGGAGGAAGUCAUUGCAAGACCCAUCACCAUCCUUCCAGGAAGAGAUUGUAUCCAGUGCCUGUUAAAUAGGAAACGCCGACUAAUUAGGACACCAGGCACCUGGAGCCAACUGUCCUUCAACCUCCUGCUGCUCUCAGUCGUUUUCCUCAUGUUUUCCUGUCCAGGGAUUCACUACCAAGGUCAAGAAAACGUAAUUGAUUUGGACUACUGACUUUUUUUUUUUUGCGGCUGAUGUAAUUUAUUUGGACUACUGACUUGUUUUGCAGCUGACAACCACCCUCUUGUUCUCCUUUCCAUUCUGCUGGAUUCAUUGAGACUAACCUGGACUGAAUCAACUGCUCAUUCUUCCGUAGAGAUAAAAGAAGUGAUGUCCAGCGGCUGUGAAAUAGGAGACCCUGACUAAUUAGGGCACCAGGCACCUGGAGGCAGCUGCCUAUCAACGUCCCAAGACUUCCUUGCUGAUCUCAACCAUUCUCCUGGUGCACUCUUCAUGCUUUCCUGGCUUUGGAUUCACUACCAAUGUGAAGAAAACAUAAUUUAUUUGGAUUAUUGAGUUCUUUGUGGCUGAUGACUACCCUCUUGGUCUCCCUCCAUUCUGCUGGACCCCUUGUGAUCGAUUGCUCAACAGCAUCUUGUAUUCCAGCCACUGGAUUCCUGAGACUCUUGAUGACUGGAGUCUAAGUGUGUGUCUGUGUCCCGCUUGCCAUGAAGGUCCGACUGUCCAGGAAGGGGCCCUACCUGCUGCUGGGGCUCCUGAUUGUCGGGGGCACUUUCUUCCUGGUGGAGCUGUCUAUUUCCAGCCUCCAGGCACCUUCCUCGGGGGGCCUGGGGGAUGGGGCCACCAAAGGGAGGUGGGAGAGGCAUUUUUUGAAGGGGGCCGAGGAGAGGGAAGAGCUGGCCCGGCCGGUGUACCAGAAGCCCCCUCCGGACCCCCAUGGCCUGGGGGAGUGGGGCAAGGCAGCCCGCUUGACUCUGAGCCCUGAAGAGAAGAAGCUGGAAGAAGAGCUGGUGGAGCGCUACGCCAUCAACAUCUACUUGAGCGAUAAGAUCUCUCUGCACCGCCACAUCGAUGAUGGGCGCAUGCCAGAGUGCAGGUCCAAGACCUAUGACUACCGGCGGCUGCCCACCACCUCCGUCAUCAUCGCGUUCUACAACGAAGCCUGGUCCACUUUGCUCCGGACCAUCCACAGCGUUCUGGAGUCCUCACCGUCCGUCCUGCUCAAGGAGAUAAUUCUGGUGGACGACCUGAGCGACAAAGUGUACCUGAAGGGCGAGCUCGAAAAGUACAUCAGCAACCUGCAAAGGGUCCGCUUGAUCAGAACCAACAAGCGGGAAGGGCUGGUCCGGGCCAGGCUGAUCGGUGCCACCUUUGCCACGGGCGACGUCCUCACCUUCCUCGACUGCCAUUGUGAGUGUGUCCCUGGGUGGCUGGAGCCGCUUCUGCAGAGGGUGGCUGAGAACAAGAGCGUCAUCAUUUGCCCCGUCAUCGACACCAUUGAUUGGAACACCUUUGAGUUCUACAUGCAGCCGGGAGAGCCCAUGAUUGGGGGGUUUGACUGGCGGCUGACCUUUCAGUGGCACUCGGUGCCAGACUACGAGCGCCAACGGCGGAAAUCUAAAGUUGACCCCAUAAGAUCCCCGACCAUGGCUGGAGGCCUGUUUGCUGUCAGUAAAAAGUACUUUGAAUAUCUUGGCACCUAUGACAUGGGGAUGGAUGUGUGGGGCGGAGAGAACCUGGAGCUCUCCUUUAGGGUCUGGCAGUGUGGGGGCAUCCUGGAAAUCCACCCUUGUUCGCACGUCGGCCAUGUGUUUCCUAAACGGGCUCCGUAUGCCAGGCCCAACUUCCUUCAGAACACGGCACGGGCAGCCGAAGUAUGGAUGGAUGACUACAAAGAGCAUUUCUACAACAGGAAUCCUCCAGCACGGAAGGAAAACUUUGGCGAUCUCUCUGAGAGAAAACUCCUCAGAAAGAAGUUGCAGUGCAAUAACUUUGACUGGUAUUUAAAAAACAUAUUCCCCAAUUUGCACGUGCCGGAGGAUCGUCCCGGCUGGCAUGGGGCCAUCCGCAGCAUGGGCAUCUCCUCCGAGUGUCUAGACUACAAUUCACCGGAACACAAUCCUACGGGGGCCCACGUGAGUCUCUUUGGUUGCCACGGCCAAGGGGGCAACCAAUUUUUUGAGUAUACGGUGAAUCAAGAAAUCAGAUUUAACUCUGUGACUGAGCUUUGUGCCGAGGUGCCUGAACAAAAGGAUUUUGUAGGCAUGAGGACAUGCCCAAAAGAUGGCACUUUCAUUCCAGAAACCAUUAAAUGGCAAUUUAGAGAAGAUGGAACCAUUUAUCAUCCCCAUUCAGCUAAAUGCCUUAGUGCUUAUCGUACUCCUGAGGGGCGAGCUGAUAUUCAGAUGACGGCAUGUAACGCUGGAGAUAAAAAUCAAGCGUGGAAGUUUGAGAAAUAGAAGAGCAGUCAGCCUAGUCCAGGGUUUUCCAAUCAAGGUUCCCUAGAACCAUAUGGAUCCACAAGUGGUUAUUAGGAGUGGUUAUUGGGACAAAAUAACAUCUUUUUGAGCUGUUGAUGUAAUGAUUUUAAUGCAAGGUAAAAAGGUUGAGAAAAGCUGGUCUAGCCUUUGUCCAAAAGUACUUUCUCUUGAGUAUGCAAAGGGAUCUUGUAGCACCUUUGACGUUGAAAGAAAAAAGUUGGUAGCUUAAACUCACCUUAACUGGGUCUACAUCAUCAGAUGCCAUAGUAGACCAAGUCUGCUAAAGCUUAUGCUACCGACUUCUGCUCUGUGUACAGAUACAGACUAACACGGCUAUGUCUUUGUCUCCAGAGUAGUAUAUAUUUUACAUAAUUUUUGCUUCGUGUUAGAUCACUUAUGAAAAAGUUUAUUUUAGUAAAUAUGAAAACUACAGUGCAUUAACGUGAAGAAAAAUAUAUUUUGGAAUUUGCCUGUUUGAAAGUGCCUUAUACAUUCAACUAUACUGUUCAUAUGAAACAAACAUAGGUUAUAGCAGCUUGAAAGUUCUUGUAGAACCAAAAUUACUGUAACAUUGUGGGAAUAAGGUAAAUGCCAGUGAAAUUAAGUCCAGCAAGAGUUAUAGAUCAUGUUUCAACACCUAUUAAAUUAUGCAGGCAACCUGCAGUUAACAUCUUGGUUCACAUGGGCAAAGCAAGAUGCAUGGCUCUUAGGACAUUGUCUGGAUUGUUGAAUUUAGGGUCUUGAUUGUGCGGAGAGACAAUUUCUUGGCUUCAGGGAACAGAGGAUUUAUAGGCUUGAACUUGUUUCUCCAAUCCUCUGUGCAGAUACAGACAUCUUGCUUUAAUUUAAGCAAGAGCAAGAAACAACUGCAAUCUGGGCAGGGAGUAAAAAGAGUUGGGUGUUUUUCACUAUUGAGACUAGAACAGAAACAAUCAAGUUGAAACUGAGGUUGAAAGUACCAAUGGGGGCAUUCCUUUUUUCAGGUUUUUAAGUUCAUAGAAAUCAUGAGAAAUCUGGCUUUAGGGUUUUGAAAACCAAGGUGCCCAUUAGAUUCGAUGCCACAUGAGACUCGAGUAAAUAGGGUAAUUAUGCUGCCCCUUUAAAAUUAACUGAGUUGUUUUGUGAGUGCAAUUUAAUACAUUUGACAUGUAGAGGAUAUAAUUUAGAUUUCCCUGAGGGCCAAAAGACUUACUUUUAUUUGAAAAUGCAGUAUAUUCCUAGGGCAGAAAUAUUAUCCUAAGGAGUUAUAAUUAUGAUGGGGAAAGGUGAUCUUAACCAAAGGCCUGGGUGAAAAGCCAGGUUUUCCGACUCUUCUGAAACGCCAUCAAGGUGGGGGCUUGCCUGAUCUCCCCAGGCAGCGAAUUCCAUAAUCGGGGGCCACUACAGAGAAGGCCCUCUCUCUCUCGUCCCCACAAACCGCGCUUGUGAUGCUGGCGGAAGUGAGAGGACUAUGUAACUUACCUCUUUGCAGGAGAAGGGAAGCAAAACUUAAGCAAUAUGUGUUCGUGUUCAAUUGAGCUGUAGUUAUUUAUUGGGCUCAAUCCAUAACUAUGAACUAUUAUGUCAAGUGCCAGUGCAUUAAUACCUUCUAGAGCCAGAAGCUUUUAGGGUACAAAGGCCAACGAUCUGAAAAGUAAUUGUGAAAGCUUUUUUUGACACCCAGUCACUCUAGCCCUGGAAGCAAAUCUUACUCUUUGGAGUCAUAUAGAAUCUAAUUUUCACUUCAAAACUGGCUGUUCCAACAAUGUCAGCCUUCAGCCUUUUAAAAGAAGAGACACUGACAUUUCUUUAUGCUGGGUAGAACAAAUAGGACUUGUGGAAUAAUAUAGCGUAAGGACAGGUGAGACGUGGCAUACUCUGUAUGCCUUUUAUCACCCCUCAGCAAACACUUGAUAGGUCAUUCUAUGCUUAAAACCUGAAAAACUUGUUUCGCUUAAAAGGGUAUUUGGAUAAACUACAUAGGUUUGCAUGGUGCAGGAAAUAUUUUCUCUGAUACAAUAUUUACUGACUUUUUAUUUUAGAAUUGGUGACAGAUUUAUUUUAUGGGGGGGGGGGGGGUAGGGAGAAUUGCAAUGCCUUAACUAUUCUUAUGGCUCUACCAUAACUACUAUUCUUUGUUUCUGUUAGUACUCUCAUGCUUUUUCAUAUAAUUCAUAAUCUCUUCUUUAACUGCCAUUUUAGCCUUGCAUAGUCAUCUCCAUAAUUAUGGGGUCAGAUUUUUGCACUGAGGUCCAUUCAAGGACUGCACAAGGCCUAUAAAUUGGGGUUGGGAUGGGUGGGAUCGAAACUAGAAGUGAUGGGAGCUCCAUUUCUGGACUGGCUAUUUCAUAGUCUGUGUUGGGGGCAGUUCAGGAUCAGGUGCCCUUUUUUAGGCCAAAACUUACUCCAGAGAACAUUUAUAUUUCAUGAGGUUUAAACGGGGAAAGAUAGAGGGAUUUGUUGGGUGCAUAAAUAACCUGAUAGUGUGCCCAUCCCUGAUAGUAUGUGUAAAGAGCAUAGAUUUCCUGGUAAUUCUAUUAUUUGCACUCAGUAGCCAAAGCCUUGUCCUGUUACAUGAAGUGGAAUAGAAGCUAAUCUGUGACAGAGGACUGUAUAGCACUUACCUCUUUGUAUUAUGACCCUAGGGACUUCAGCUACAAGUGUCUGGCAUAAUAGCACACUGAAUGACCCAGGCCAGUCGCUAAUAACAAUAAACAACAAUGCAUGAAGGUGUACCAGAAAGAUCCCAUUGAAUCAUGUUUGUAUAAAUUUGUGGUGUAAAGCACAUGUUUGUCUGAAAGUUCCUAUUAUUUUGGAAUCUACAAAUCAGAAUUAUGGAAAAAUAAUUGUACUGAAGCACUUCAGUGCAGUUGCUCUGUGCAUGUUUGUCCAAUAUGAUAUGCCAAGGUAUUUCUAUGACACUUUAGUAUUGUGAUGAUUUAAUAUCCUAAGGUGAAUUUGUAGGAUUGUUGCAAAAUGCCUUAAAUAGCCAGAAGUGACCUUAAAGGAGAGAGAGGGAGAUACAUUAUUUUAAUGUGGGCACCACAGUUGGGUCCAUGUACUUAGUUCUCUGCCAAGCACUAUUUCACUAUGAACCUGUGCAAACUAUGCAAAUGUUAUCACCUAAUAUGCCUUAUUUCUUUUUUAAAGUUGGGAGGGGGAAAACUUGUGUGGUCUGCAAAGAACUGUUUACAUUCCUAGGCUGAAUGCUUUGUAGUAUUGAUCUGUGCUAAUCUGUAACUGUUAUCCAGAACUCAUGUUUAAAUCCUAUUGGGCUUUGUGGGACAUUACAGCAGAGUUGAACAUGUGGAGCAUCAUGCUGUUAAGAAACUUGCACAAGGGAGGGGGGAUGCAAAAUUGAAUUCAGUUAUAUUAUCUAUCGUAAUAAGUGCAACUCCUUGUGGAAGAGCCAAGGAUUUGAUUAUUGCUCUCCAUGGAGACACUGUACGUAUGUGUUGAAAUUGAUAAAUCUUUUUUUUUUAACUAAAAAAAAUGCAUUGGCAAUCUUUUGAGCUGGUGUGUUGCUACUAAAUCGUGCGUAGAGAUAAUCUGUGGUGGAAAUUGAUAAUGAUUUUCCCUUCCUCACUACAGAUCCCUCUGCACCCCCAAAACGGGCUCUAAAGGGCAAGGAAGCCCUCAGAGCUGAUUUUGGGGAGCGCUAAGGAUUGUAGGGGGAAUGUAGGCCAAUCACGUUUACAGGCUUCUCUCAUCUGAAUCAUGAAGGUGUACACGCUACAAUUAUUUAAUCAUAAAUAUCUUUGGGAGUUUUUUUUUUACUGUGAGCCACUUAAAACUACUGAUUUCCAGUAUCUGUUUAGGACAGUCAAUAACUUUAUGUUGCAUAAAUGUUAUACAUUUCUUGCAAAAACAAAUAAAACCCUUUCCAGUUAAAUCUGAAA
Messenger RNA from Anolis carolinensis (green anole), 7992 nucleotides. It is a transcript of the gene galnt4, whose product is annotated as polypeptide N-acetylgalactosaminyltransferase 4. The record is from RefSeq and is a predicted model, not a curated record. Gene Ontology annotation, molecular function: polypeptide N-acetylgalactosaminyltransferase activity. Lineage: Eukaryota; Metazoa; Chordata; Lepidosauria; Squamata; Anolidae. Gene Ontology annotation, cellular component: Golgi apparatus. Gene Ontology annotation, biological process: protein O-linked glycosylation. The coding region runs from base 2342 to 4093 and encodes 583 amino acids. The transcript has a single exon.